Chelonia mydas (Green sea turtle) is the source of this 1685-nucleotide messenger RNA. RefSeq names its product neuralized E3 ubiquitin protein ligase 2 (gene NEURL2). The transcript has 2 exons. Gene Ontology annotation, molecular function: ubiquitin protein ligase activity. Bases 486 to 1277 code for a protein of 263 amino acids. The record is from RefSeq and is a predicted model, not a curated record. Gene Ontology annotation, biological process: intracellular signal transduction. NCBI's taxonomy places the organism in Eukaryota, Metazoa, Chordata, Testudines, Cheloniidae.
GCUCCCGGUAGCAGAUGCCCCCGGGCACAGAUCGCCAGGCCCUGCCUCACUCGGCAACACACCCAAUGCAGCGUGCCUGGGCGAGCCCAGCGCCGGGGGCCACAGCAGCGGGGACCCGCCCCGGGCUCUGAAGGGGAGGCAGUGCCCGGGCGAAGGAAGGGCAAUAACAACAGGCUGAGCUGUAGCAAAGUGUUUAAUUUUCAUGCUCGGGUGCCGGCUGUAGCAGCAUUGUCCACCCACAGCCCCAUGAGCGAUGUGAGCUCCGCGCUGCUCAGGGCGACACGACACGAUGCCGGCUUAUUUUCUCCAGCUUCGCUCAGGCUCUCCAUAGCAGCUUGGUGGCACUAGGACCCUUGAGAGCCUGAGUGGGGCUCUGCUUUCCCGAUUAGGAGUGUACAAAUGUCACCACUCGAGGCAGGUGCUUGAGCCUGACUGGCCUGCUUAAAAAUAGCCACAACCCUGUGCUCUCUGGGAAUGCCACAGAGAUGGCUGCUGCCUGCCACCCACCCACCCGCUUCCACCUCGUCCAUGGCACCAACAUCCGCAUCGACCCCUCCCACACUCAGGCCACCAGGGUGGAGAGCUUUGCCAACGGGCUAUGUUUCAGCCAGGAGCCCCUGGAGCCUGGACAGAUCUUCCUGGUGGAGAUCGAGGAGAAGGAGCUGGGCUGGUGUGGCCACUUGCGGGUGGGGCUAACAGCACAUGACCCAAGAAGCCUGGAUGUGGUGCCAGAGUAUUCGCUCCCAGACCUGGUCAAUAUGGGGGACACCUGGGUUUUUGCCAUCACCAGGCAUCACAACCGUGUUACUCCAGAUGGCUCGGAGGCCCGGGUCCAAGGCUUCCUCUCAGACCCCUACCUGCUCAUAGAACAAGUCAGGAUUCCCCGAGACAAGCUAGUGGGACGGAGCAGGCCCAGCCAGUACAGCCACAUGCUGGAUGACUUGUACAAGACAAAUGUGCUGCCCCCGACAGCCCGGAGGAGCAGGAUUGGGGUGUUGUAUGCCAUCCGGUCUGACGGGAUGGCAGACAUGCACAUCAUCAUCAAUGGAGAGGACAUGGGACCGAGUGCCAGGAGCCUCCCUGCCUCCCGCCCACUCUAUGCAGUGAUCGAUGUCUUUGCGUCAACGAAGAGCGUCCGUGUCAUUCAAGUGGAAUAUGGCUUCCCUUCCUUACAGACCCUCUGUAGACUGGUCAUCCAGAAGCACAUUGUCCACCGAUUGGCCAUCGAUGGGCUGGACCUGCCUCCACUGUUGAAGAACUUCUGUAAAUAUGAAUGAGAUGACAAGAUCUCCUUCAGCAGGCAGGCCCUUCAAACUUGCAGACCCUGUGAGUGACCAAGAAUGGCCUUCCAGAAAGGGAUCCAUGCUUCCAGAACUGCUCUUCCAUCUUCAACCAAGGAGCCCCAGGAGCAGAGGUGACCCCCCCCACCCCCCACUUCACAGCAGCUGACUGGAACCUCAGCAGUUACACCCAUCCUGACACACAUUGUGCCAUGGAAGUCUACUGUGCCAUAAAAUGGCACAGAGACCACUGGAAUGGCAGAGCCUUACAGCAAAGACGGUCGAUAGCAGAAGGGAAGGAAUCGCAGCAGUGGGGGGAUUCCCUGCACACAAAGGGACAUGGAGGGAUUGGUGCCAGAUUGUUGUUAUAAAAAUGAGAGGAUAAUAAAGUGCUUCAAAACAGAA